Molecule: messenger RNA, 381 nt
Organism: Microthlaspi erraticum
Lineage: Eukaryota; Viridiplantae; Streptophyta; Magnoliopsida; Brassicales; Brassicaceae
Source: the annotation of a GenBank genome assembly
AUGAAAGAAGAUAGAGCUGAUUUGGACCAAGGAUUGGGAUGGAUCACGUUCUUGGCUAAGGGAGAGAAGAGAAUGGUGACCUUUAGGCAGCUGGAAAUCUUGUUUGGGUUCAACUAUGGAGAGGGAACCAAGUGGAACUUCAAGGAAAAGGAACUCCAAAGGGUUUGGGCUACAAUCGCUGAUGGAGUGUACUCUUCCUCAAGGUCCAAGGCAGCUCAGAUCAGGAGCCCAGUCUUGAGAUAUGUGCACAAGGCACUUGCCAACACCUUCUUUGCAAGGAAGGCACCGGGACAAUCAACGAGGGGGAACUCAAGUUUCUUGACAUGGGAAUCAAGCCCUUCUCUCACGCACAAGCGAUGGCAAGAGGAUAAGGGGAGAUAG